GAGAAAGGAGGACAGGGUCACUUCAUUCGGGACUCAGAACUCUCUUUGACUAAACUGCAGCCUGAACACUACAAACCUGUGAUAUUUCUGAGCCAUCUGAAAUUAGUUGGAAUCAUGCCCAACUUUAAUUCAGCUUGAUCACUGGAAACAGCAAAAUGUUGUGGUUUAGGUGUGUCCUGGCCCCAGGCCCCCUCUGUGGAUGUCUGUCACCAUGGCGAAGUUUGAGACCGGCCGCACAAGUCCAGUGGUCCGCCAGAUAGACAAGCAGUUCCUGGUGUGCAGUAUCUGUCUGGACCACUACCACAUCCCCAAAGUCCUGCCCUGCCUGCACACCUUCUGCGAAAGGUGCCUACAGAACUACAUUCCUCCUCAGUCCUUGACACUGUCCUGCCCGGUGUGCAGACAGACCUCUAUCUUGCCUGAGAAAGGGGUGGGGGCACUUCAGAACAACUUCUUCAUCACAAACCUCAUGGAGGUGCUGCAGAGAGACCCAGAAUGUUCUCGGCCAGAGGCCUGCAGCGUGCUGGAGUCUGUUAGUGCAGCAGCCGCUGGGAAACCGCUCUCCUGCCCCAAUCACGAGGGCAAGGUGAUGGAGUUUUACUGCGAGUCGUGUGAGACGGCCAUGUGCCUGGACUGCACGGAGGGGGAACACAGGGAGCAUGUGACCGUUCCACUGCGGGAUGUUCUAGAACAGCACAAAGCAGCACUAAAGAACCAACUGGAUGCCAUACACAACAGGCUGCCCCAACUAACAGCUGCCAUUGAGCUGGUGAAUGAAAUCUCUCAGCAGCUGAUAGAGAGGAAGAACGAAGCCGUCAAUGAGAUCAACAUGACAUUUGAGGAGCUUGAGAGGGUGUUGCACCAACGCAAAGCUGCGCUCAUCAGCGAUCUGGAGAACAUUUGUAGCACCAAGCAGAAGGUGCUUCAGGCGCAGCUAUCAUCCCUACUGCAGGGAAAAGAGCACAUCCAGAGCAGCUGCAGCUUCACUGAGCAGGCCCUGAAUCACGGCAGCGCCACCGAAGUCCUGCUGGUCCAAAAGCAAAUGAGCGAGCGUGUGGGCGCCCUCGCCUGUCACGACUUCCCUGAGCGGCCACACGAGAACGCCCACUUGGACUGCCAGAUAGAGACAGAAGGCCUGCGACGCUCCAUCCAGAACCUGGGCGUCCUGCUGACGACGGGAGCCGUGGGACACACCAGCGUGGCCACAGGAGAAGGCCUCAGACUUGCGCUGGUCGGUCAGCAUGUGACUGUAACUGUUACCACUAAGGAUAAGGACAGCGAGCUUGUGCGGACCGGUAACGCGGUCAUCCGAGCCGAGAUAAGGGGGCAGGACGGAGUGCAGGCGACGGAGGUGGAGGUCGUGGACAAUAAAAAUGGAACUUAUGAGGUAGGGUACAUGCUUAAGAGCGAAGGGGAGUACUCGUUCUCUCUGAUGCUGUACGGACAGCCUGUGCGGGGUAGCCCGUUCAGACUGCGGGCAAUAAAGCCAUCGGACGUGCCCCAGUCUCCUGAUGAUGUGAAGAGGAGGGUAAAGUCUCCCAGCGGAACAGGAGGACACAUCAGGCAGAAAGCCGUACGGAGACCCUCCAGCAUGUACAGCACUACCAAAAAGAAGGAAAACCCCAUUGAAGAUGAGCUCAUUUAUAGAGUAGGCUCUCGUGGACGUGAGAAGGGAGAGUUCACCAAUCUACAGGGCAUCUCUGCUUCCAAUAAUGGGAGGGUCAUUGUAGCAGACAGCAACAACCAGUGUAUACAGGUGUUUACCAAUGAUGGGCAGUUCAAAGCACGCUUCGGGGUCAGGGGUCGUUCUCCAGGACAGCUGCAGAGGCCGACAGGAGUGGCAGUCGACACAAAUGGAGACAUUAUUGUAGCUGAUUAUGAUAACAGAUGGAUCAGCAUCUUCUCCCCUGAUGGGAAAUUCAAGAAUAAGAUUGGUGCAGGCCGUCUGAUGGGCCCCAAAGGAGUGGCUGUGGACAGGAACGGUCAUAUCAUCGCAGUGGAUAAUAAAGCCUGCUGUGUGUUCAUCUUUCAAUCUAAUGGCAAACUAGUGACCAAGUUUGGAGCCAGAGGCACUUCAGACAGACAGUUCGCAGACAAAAGUGGUGCAAAGUUUGCACUGGAGCAAAAGUUUAGUAAAUCUGGCCCUGGGUUCAGUCCGCAUUUUGUUGCUGUCAACAACAAGAAUGAAAUUGUCGUGACAGACUUUCAUAACCACUCCGUCAAGGUCUACAGUGCAGAUGGGGAGUUUUUGUUUAAAUUCGGGUCCCACGGAGAGGGAAAUGGCCAGUUUAAUGCCCCCACAGGGGUAGCUGUUGACAUUAACGGCAACAUCAUUGUAGCAGACUGGGGCAACAGCAGAAUACAAGUGUUUGACAGCUCAGGCUCAUUCCUCUCCUACAUCAACACAAGUGCUGACCCUCUGUAUGGGCCGCAGGGCCUCGCUUUAACCUCCGACGGUCAUGUUGCUGUGGCCGAUUCUGGUAACCACUGCUUCAAAGUCUACCGAUACCUGCAGUAACAGCUCCUCACAGUCUGCAGUCAUAUCAGCGAGAUCCUCUGCCAAACCAGAGAGGAAGAAUCGAAUGAGCAGAUUGCACUUUGAUUUACUCUUCUGAUUUUCAUGCUCCAAAACUCAGAACAGCUUCUCUAAUAAACCGGCAAUGUUGAUUGUAAAUAACCGAAUCCAUAUCAAUAAGCACAGAUUCUUAUUAGAAAUCAUGUAAGUAGUGUAUAAAUAAAAUGAUAUAUAGCGAAACCUUUUGUUAAUCGCCAUCUUCCACCCUUGCAGAAACAUUAGUUAUUUCCGAAUUUCCUCUCUCCUGUUUAAUAGUGGUUGACCUUUCCAUGACUGCAACAGUUGUGUAUUUUAAUUGUUACACUCUGCAUCUGUAAAUAUCCAAGUUUGUGUACAUAUUAACAUAUUUGGUGUAUGUAACAUGUAAAUGACACUGGCGGCUUGUAUUGUUCUAUGACAGUAGAGCUAUUCGGUGAGCACUUUCAGUUCAAAUCAUUCAGAUCGAUUAUCUGAGCUGAUCAUCCCUCAGCACAGGAAGUGAUGCGCAUCCCUGCUGUGCGCUUAAAAAAAUGUUUUACAACUAAACAACAGGAGCCAAAAAUGACAUAUUUUUUCCAUUCCAAAUUAUUUAUUUUUCUAAAGCACAAGACUACUUUACAUGUAAAAAAAAAAAAUCCAGCUGAACUAAAAAAAAUAUAAAUAUAAUCAAACCCAAGUAUUUCACAUAUAUAUUACCUCUGAUUUUUAAUGUUCUCUAAAAUUGAUCAGCUGUGUGGAAUUCUAUCUCUUCUCUGUAAAUAAUCAUACGUUGUGUUCACAGUGUUGCAACCAAAUGUUGUCUUUAGUCAGUAUUAUAGUAUUAUUUAUUUAAUGUUUUGUACACAUUUUCCUGAACAAUUCAUUUUGAGGUUGUCCUUCAUCACCAGCGAAUGACUUCAAAAAUCACCUCCCUUUAAUUUUGUGGAGUUUUGUCUCUUUGAACGUUAAGUGACGCCACGUCUCCUUAAUGUGAUACUGACUGUACAAGGUUAAUGAACGGUGGCAUACAGUUGAAACGGUGAACGUAUAUAUUAAUAUCUGUGCAAAGAAUUCUUUUGCAUGUUACUGAUUUUACUAGCAUUGGCAUUUGGUUUCUGCAUCAGCGAGAUACCUGUAAUGAUUUGCUAUUGCCAGGCUCGAAAUUGAUAAAUAAUAUAAUAACCAAAAACAAAUAUUCUAUUCUGUAUUUUGAUUCAUAAUAUAUGCUAAUUACAAGUUGACAAUUAUUUGCUUCCGUUGCGAUUAAGGCCCGUUCACAAUAAUAACUGUAAUUGAAACUAUAACAAUAAAAUUGCUCUCGCUAACAAAGUCGCUGUCAGUUUUAGUUUUCGCGAGCAAAAUUCAGUGUUAUUUUUAAUUUAGAAUCCACAAGAUUAAGAAUUUUUCAUUAAAGCAAAAUAAUUCCAAACAGAUUUCAUGAUUUCAAGUUGGUCACAUGAAUUCGACACAUUGAUCCACUGUGCUUUGCGGAUUGCGAAACUAUUGAUGAUAGACAAUUGUAUUUUUCCUUGCAAAAUUUCGUUAAUGUCACUGCACAACAAUAGUUUUGGAAUUUUCCUCUUUCAUCCAAUCAUUUUAGAAAAAUAAUGUUAUUGUUCAUCUGUGCAAGCGCUAAUAUAGUUUUUGUUCUUAUUGUGAACGGACCUUAACUCGAUCCAAUGCAUGCUCUAGUGCUUGGACAGAUGAUUUAAUAAAUGUGCUUCAUCAGUUUAAAAAAACAACAAAGAUCUUGUAUAACAUGAAGAAUCAACCGUAUGUUCAUUUUACUGGUCAAUUAUUUGCAGUUUGAAAUAAAACUGUAAAAUACAAGUCACUUGAAAA
Molecule: messenger RNA, 4375 nt
Organism: Carassius auratus (goldfish)
Lineage: Eukaryota; Metazoa; Chordata; Actinopteri; Cypriniformes; Cyprinidae
Product: tripartite motif-containing protein 3-like
Exons: 14
Coding region: 200-2518 (772 amino acids)
Biological process (GO): protein polyubiquitination; proteasome-mediated ubiquitin-dependent protein catabolic process
Molecular function (GO): zinc ion binding; protein binding; ubiquitin protein ligase activity
Source: RefSeq, a predicted model, not a curated record